AUGGGGCUGGAAGAACAGCCGAUCGCGCCCGGGAAGCCGCUUCUCUUCAAGCUGAGGAAAGUUCGCAAGAGGCGGGAGAUGCUGCUACAACAGCUCGGCUUCAUCUGCGCGAUACUCUUCUUCGUUUGGUGCAUGUCCAGCCUUCUCUCCAAACUAGGACAAGAGUCACCUGCUGUCGACAAAAAUGUUCUGUCAGAAUUUUGGAGGAAUAGAAGAUUGAUGGCAUCAAAUAACGAGUCACAUGAAGCAAAGAACUGCACAGAGCCAGCAAUUCACGAAUUCCCUGAUGAUUUAUUCACGAACAAGGAAAGAAAGAAAGGAGCAAUAUUACUUCAUAUUACUGGUGCUCUGUAUAUGUUCUAUGCCUUGGCUAUUGUAUGUGAUGAUUUCUUUGUUCCAUCUCUAGAGAAAAUCUGUGAGAAACUUCAUCUGAGUGAAGAUGUUGCAGGAGCCACAUUUAUGGCUGCAGGAAGCUCAACGCCAGAAUUAUUUGCAUCUGUCAUAGGUGUGUUUAUAACUCAUGGUGAUGUUGGAGUUGGAACCAUUGUUGGUUCAGCUGUUUUCAAUAUCCUUUGCAUCAUUGGAGUCUGUGGAAUAUUUGCUGGACAGGUGGUCCGUCUAACCUGGUGGUCUGUAUCCAGGGAUUCUGUCUACUACACGCUGUCUGUGAUUGUCCUUAUUGUGUUUAUAUAUGAUGAAAAAGUUGUAUGGUGGGAAAGCCUUAUACUCAUCAUUAUGUAUGCAUUCUAUAUACUCAUCAUGAAGUAUAAUAUGAAGAUGCAGAAGUUCUUUACAAUCAAAAGCAUGAAUGUUGGGAAUGGCAACACUGUCAACAGUGAAAUGGAAGAUGGUAAUGAAUCUUAUGACAUUAGCUGUGGUGACCCUUCGAUGCCAUUGCUGUGGAAAGUGAGGGGAACACAACAGUAUGGCCAAAAUUCCGUUGUGAUGGUCGAUGAGAUUAUUUGUUCCAGUCCUCCAAAAUACCGCUUUCCUGAAGCUGGCUUGCGAAUAAUGAUUACAAACAAAUUUGGGCCAAGGACCAGGCUACGGAUGGCAAGCAGGCUAAUUAUUAAUGAGCGCCAACGACUAAUUCAUUCUGCUAAUGGCAAGCUGAUCCAGAAUGGGAAACAUGAGAAUAUUGAAAAUGGGGCCAUCCAUGUUGAUAACCAAGAAGAGGAGAAUGAACAUACCAACCUGUCACCAUUUUCUCUACCAGAUGGAAAAAUGGACAAAGUCAAAUGGAUUCUGACUUGGCCAUUGAUAUUCCUUCUGUUCUUCACCAUCCCAAACUGCAGCAAGCCACGCUGGGAGAAUUUUUUCAUGCUGACUUUCAUCUUAUCCACUCUUUGGAUAGCUCUCUUUUCCUACUUUAUGGUCUGGCUGGUUACAGUGAUUGGUUACACUCUAGGGAUACCUGAUGUUAUCAUGGGAAUUACUUUCCUCGCUGCAGGAACCAGUGUACCAGACUGCAUGGCCAGUUUAAUUGUAGCCAGACAAGGUCUAGGUGACAUGGCCGUAUCCAAUACAAUUGGCAGCAAUGUGUUUGACAUUCUUGUGGGCCUCGGCGUGCCCUGGGGUUUGCAGACCAUGGUGGUUCAUUACGGUUCAAACGUUAUGAUAAACAGCAAGGGACUAGUCUAUUCUGUUGUGCUUCUCCUGGGGUCUGUAGCUCUUACUGUUGCUGGGAUCCACAUCAAUAAAUGGAAACUUGAUAGAAAACUGGGCCUCUACGUGCUUGUCCUUUAUGCCAUCUUCUUGUGUUUUUCAAUACUGAUAGAGUUUAAUGUCUUCACUUUUGUCAACUUUCCAAUGUGCCGAGAAGAGGAUUGAAAGAAACUGCCGAGGGACAUCAUCUGGAUCUAUUGUGCUAUACCUGACAGGAGACAUCUUACAUUUCUACCUGCUUUUUAUCCAAACUCAGUGUCUUUCCUGCUUCAUCACCUUACAAGCACUUUUCCUUUACUUAGGAGGAAAACAGAAGAGUAACUGAAUAACAUGCAAGCUCAAGGCAACCAAAGCAUUUUCUUCUUUUUCCUCCUCUUUGGAUAUUACUGU
Molecule: messenger RNA, 2055 nt
Organism: Varanus komodoensis (Komodo dragon)
Lineage: Eukaryota; Metazoa; Chordata; Lepidosauria; Squamata; Varanidae
Gene: SLC24A4
Product: solute carrier family 24 member 4
Exons: 17
Coding region: 1-1830 (609 amino acids)
Biological process (GO): intracellular calcium ion homeostasis; calcium ion transmembrane transport; sensory perception of smell
Cellular component (GO): membrane
Molecular function (GO): calcium channel activity; calcium, potassium:sodium antiporter activity
Source: RefSeq, a predicted model, not a curated record